This is a messenger RNA of Belonocnema kinseyi, 600 nucleotides long. RefSeq names its product protein PET100 homolog, mitochondrial. Gene Ontology annotation, biological process: mitochondrial respiratory chain complex IV assembly. The record is from RefSeq and is a predicted model, not a curated record. The transcript has 2 exons. The coding region runs from base 148 to 414 and encodes 88 amino acids. Lineage: Eukaryota; Metazoa; Arthropoda; Insecta; Hymenoptera; Cynipidae. Gene Ontology annotation, cellular component: mitochondrion; mitochondrial inner membrane.
UUAGAACGAACAUAACCUAAAAGGUAAAGAAAGGAAAAGAAAAACAAGGAAAGAAAAUUCGAUUUUCUGGCAAUUCCAAAACUCAGAAUUAAUUCAUAGUGGCGAUUGUUGAUUAUUCUAAUUUUAUUUUUAUUGAGAUUUUCCAAAAUGGGAAGCUGGCAGUUGGAAGUUGCAAGAAUGUUCCUCUACAUGGCUUUCCCUGUAGCCUGUUUCCACUACUUUAACCAACCAGAAAAUUUCGAGGAGUUUGUUAUUAAUGUGCGCAAGGAAAUGCUCCAUGCCGAAACUCAAGAGAGUCGUGAUGAAUUGAAGAAAUUUUUCGAAGAGCACGCUCGAGCAGAAAAUUUGAAGAAGCUGGAAGCCAUGGAAGCCAGCGAAAAAAAGUUCAAAGAACUAAAGUCCAAAAACACCUAACAGAAUUUACCCACGAGAGCAAUAACGUUUGUAAAUGCAGAAUCAAUUUAUUCUCUCUGAAAUUCCAAGACGCUAUUCAUUUUUAAGUAAAAAAGAGUAUAAUAUACUUGCUAAACAUAAUAUAUGAGUGAUGUUUCCUUCAGUGAGAAAAACUUAGAAUAUAAAAAAUAAAUGUUUAUUAAAAUA